This is a messenger RNA of Chara braunii, 1075 nucleotides long. The record is from the annotation of a GenBank genome assembly. NCBI's taxonomy places the organism in Eukaryota, Viridiplantae, Streptophyta, Charophyceae, Charales, Characeae.
GGUCACAUCCAAACUACCCUUGAUGAUGGUCAGCCAUUCUCCCGCCGCUGAAACACGGGGGAGGGGUAUACACGGGGGAGGGGAAUACGUCCAGUCCCUCACCUCUGACAGAUAGCGACGGUGAAAUCGUGCAGGCCUUGCCACGUCAGCAAUCACGCGCCAGGCCCUUGCCACGUUAUCAAUCACGCGCCAGGCCCGUGCCACGUCAUCAAUCACGCCGCUGGUCGCGUUGCAGCACUCACAGUUGUUGUCUGGUAAAGUCUGUUUCCUGAUCUUGAACGAGGGGUCUCCAAGGUCGGUGGUGUGUGGGUAACUAUGGCAGGCGGUAUGGAGUACGCUAAGAACAAGUUCAUCGAGGAUUGGGGUGCAGCAAGGGAGAACAUGGAGAAGACCUUCAGGUUCAACCGGCGGUCAUUGGGGUUGUUCCUCUUGUGGGGCAUUGCAGUUCCUACCCUGGUUUACAAAAGCGUCACCAAUGACAUGAGCAAGAUGGCAGAGGCGCAGGGGAAGCCCCCCAGGAAGUUUCUUUGAAGUGACCAUGAGUAAAUCAUACGUUUCUGAAUUUGGUGGACCUCGUGCACAGUGUGCGUGCGUGAGAGAAGUGAAUGGAAUCGUCUGAAAAGAUGGACGCAUAUUUAGGGCAGAGGGAAGUCCGUUCCUACCUGUGUAAAGCACCCCCCUUUGGUUAAUUGCUGGAGAAGCGAAGGACAGAAACCUGGCAUUAGGCAGGAGGAGGGGGAGAUGGGGGGCCCUUCGUGCGUGCGCUUAGCAGGGCCGAUUCAAUUUGGCAGGCGUCAUAUCUGGGCUUUGGAUUCAGCUAUACCAUAGUUGAAAGUGAUGAGGUACAUGCCUACUUCAAGUUGGUUGUAUGAAAUUUUAGCAGAAAGAACUGUAGAAGGCAUAAUUGAGAAACCCCUCAGGUGAUUAUUUGUUUUUGAAUUGUCGUCUACUCCAGUUUCAUUGAUGGUUUCCUUAUACGUUCCUUUAUUAUGUGCUACUGUUUGUACUAAGAAAGAGUCAGAGAAAAGCUUUUGCAUGCAGAAAAAAGUGGCGUUAAUGAAAUGACAUAUUUCAA